Messenger RNA from Acanthosepion pharaonis, 2793 nucleotides. The record is from the annotation of a GenBank genome assembly. Lineage: Eukaryota; Metazoa; Mollusca; Cephalopoda; Sepiida; Sepiidae.
AUGAAUGACAAUAAAGAUGAGAAUAAUGUGAAUGACGAUAAAGAUGAAGACAAUAUGAAUGGCAAUAAAGAUGAGAAUAAUGUGAAUGACGAUAAAGAUGAAGACAAUAUGAAUGGCAAUAAAGAUGAGAAUAAUGUGAAUGACGAUAAAGAUGAAGACAAUGUGAAUGACGAUAAAGAUGAAGACAAUAUGAAUGGCAAUAAACAUGAGAAUAAUGUGAAUGACGAUAAAGAUGAAGACAAUAUGAAUGGCAAUAAACAUGAGAAUAAUGUGAAUGACGAUAAAGAUGAAGACAAUAUGAAUGGCAAUAAACAUGAGAAUAAUGUGAAUGACGAUAAAGAUGAAGACAAUAUGAAUGGCAAUAAACAUGAGAAUAAUGUGAAUGACGAUAAAGAUGAAGAGAAUAUGAAUGACAAUAAAGAUGAGAAUAAUGUGAAUGUCGAUAAAGAUGAAGACAAUAUGAAUGGCAAUAAAGAUGAGAAUAAUGUGAAUGACGAUAAAGAUGAAGACAAUAUGAAUGGCAAUAAAGAUGAGAAUAAUGUGAAUGACGAUAAAGAUGAAGACAAUAUGAAUGGCAAUAAAGAUGAGAAUAAUGUGAAUGACGAUAAAGAUGAAGACAAUAUGAAUGGCAAUAAAGAUGAGAAUAAUGUGAAUGACGAUAAAGAUGAAGACAAUAUGAAUGGCAAUAAAGAUGAGAAUAAUUCCCUCUGUGUUACUCCCUGUGUCCCUCUCUGUCCUUCUGUUUUACUCCCUAUGUCUCGCCAUGUCCUUCUGAUAUAUUCUCAAUGUCCCUCUCUGUCCUUCUGUUUUACUCGCUAUGUCCUUCCCUAUCUUUCUGCUUUAUUCUCCAUGCCCUCUCAGUCCUUCUAUUUUACUCUCUAUUCCCCUCCUUUUUUACUUCCUGUGUCCCCUCUCUGUCCUUCUGUUUUACUCUCUAUGUCCCUCUCUAAUCUUUUUUACUCCCUCUCUGUUUCUUCAGUCUUACUCUCUAUGUCCCUCAGUUUUAUUCCCUGUGUCCCUCUCUGUCUCUUCAGUUUUACUUCUAUGUCCCUUUCUGUCCUACAGUUUUUACCCCUGUGUCCCUCCCUGUCCUUCAGUUUUACUCUCUGUCCUUCCCUGUCCUUCUCCUUCCCUAUCUUUCUGUUUUUCCAUGCCCUCUCAGUCCUUCUAUUUUACUCCCUGUGUCCCUCUCUGUCCUUCUGUUUUGUUCUCUCUAUUCCCCUCUGUCCUUCAGUUUACUUCCUGUGUCCCCUCCUCUGUCCUUCUGUUUUCUCUAUGUCCCUCAGUUUUAUUCCUGUGUCCCUCUCUGUCUCUUCAGUUUUACCCUCUAUGUCCCUCUCUGUCCUACAGUUUUACUCCCUGUGUCCCUCCCUGUCCUUCAGUUUUACUCUCUAUGUCCUUCCCUGUCCUUCUGUUUUACUCGCUAUGUCCUUCCCUAUCUUUCUGUUUUAUUCUCCAUGCCCUCUCAGUCCUUCUAUUUUACCCCCUGUGUCCCUCUCUGUCCUUCUGUUUUACUCUAUUCCCUCUGUCCUUCAGUUUACUUCCUGUGUCCCCUCUGUCCUUCUGUUUUACUCUCUAUGUCCCUCAGUUUUAUUCCUGUGUCCCUCUCUUCUUCAGUUUUACUCUAUGUCCCUCUCUGUCCUCCCCCUGUGUCCCUCCCUGUCCUUCAGUUUUACUCUCUAUGUCCUUCCCUGUCCUUCUGUUUUACUCGCUAUGUCCUUCCCUAUCUUUCUGUUUUAUUCUCCAUGCCCUCUCAGUCCUUCUAUUUUACUCCCUGUGUCCCUCUCUGUCCUUCUGUUUUACUCUCUAUUCCCCUCUGUCCUUCAGUUUACUUCCAGUGUCCCUCUCUCUGUCCUUCUGUUUUACUCUCUAUGUCCCUUUUAUUCCCUGUGUCCCUCUCUGUCUUUUAGUUUUACUCUCUUUGUCCCUCUCUGUCCUCAGUUUUACUCCCUGUGUCCCUCCCUGUCCUUCUUUUUUACUCGCUAUGUCCUUCCCUAUCUUUCUGUUUUAUUCUCCAUGCCCUCUCAGUCCUUCUAUUUUACUCCCUGUGUCCCUCUCUGUCCUUCUGUUUUACUCUCUAUUCCCCUCUGUCCUUCAGUUUACUUCCUGUGUCCCCUCUCUGUCCUUCUGUUUUACUCUCUAUGUCCCUCAGUUUUAUUCCCUGUGUCCCUCUCUGUCUCUUCAGUUUUACUCUCUAUGUCCCUCUCUGUCCUACAGUUUUACUCCCUGUGUCCCUCCCUGUCCUUCAGUUUUACUCUCUAUGUCCUUCCCUGUCCUUCUGUUUUACUCGCUAUGUCCUUCCCUAUCUUUCUGUUUUAUUCUCCAUGCCCUGUCCUUCUAUUUUACUCCCUGUGUCCCUCUCUGUCCUUCUGUUUUAUUCCCCUCUGUCCUUCAUUUUACUCUAUGUCCCUCUCUGUCCUACAGUUUUACUCCCUGUUCCCUGUCCUUCUGUUUUACUCUAUGUCCCUCUCUGUCCUGCAUUUUACCCCCUGUGUCCCUCCCUCUCUUCAGUUUUACCUUCCCUCUCUGUCCUACAGUUUUACUCCCUGUGUCCCUCCCUGUCCUUCUGUUUUACUCUCUAUGUCCUUUCCUGUCAUUCUGUCUUAUUCUCAAUGUCCUUUUCAGUCCUUCUGUUUUACUCUCUAUGUGUCUCGAAGCCCUUCUGUUUUAUUCGCUGGAGUUUUCCCCUCUCUGUCCUUCUUUUUUACCCCUCUCUGUCCUUCUGUUUUGCUCACUAUGCCUCUCUCUACCCUUUCAGUUUUACUCUUCAUUUCCAUCUCUCUCUCUGUUUAG